This is a messenger RNA of Andrographis paniculata, 835 nucleotides long. RefSeq names its product LOB domain-containing protein 29-like. The record is from RefSeq and is a predicted model, not a curated record. The transcript has 2 exons. Bases 66 to 734 code for a protein of 222 amino acids. Gene Ontology annotation, cellular component: nucleus. Gene Ontology annotation, biological process: positive regulation of DNA-templated transcription; hormone-mediated signaling pathway. Lineage: Eukaryota; Viridiplantae; Streptophyta; Magnoliopsida; Lamiales; Acanthaceae.
AAACCCUCAAAUCUCCCUAAUUCAAUCUCAAUUUCGACAUUUUCAACAUCAGAUUUGCAAUCAAAAUGACAGGAUCAGGUUCCCCCUGUGGUGCCUGCAAAUUCCUGAGAAGAAAAUGUAUCAGAGGAUGUGUUUUCGCCCCAUAUUUCUGCCAUGAACAAGGAGCUUCCCAUUUUGCAGCCAUCCACAAAGUCUUCGGCGCCAGCAACGUCUCGAAGCUCCUCGCCCAUCUUCCAGUCACCGAUCGUUGCGAAGCCGCCGUCACGAUCUCUUACGAAGCUCAGGCCAGGCUCCAGGACCCCAUCUAUGGCUGUGUCUCUCAUAUCUUUGCCCUCCAGCAGCAGGUGGUGAAUCUGCAGGCGCAAUUGGCCUGUCUGAGGGAGCAGGCGAUCAUGAACAAUGGGAAUGUUAAUUUGGGGGCGAUGCAAAACCCUAACCCUAAUCCUGAUCCCAAAAUUUUCUGUUCUAACAGCAAUUUCCCACAGGAUUUUCAGAAUUGGUUUCAGAAUUUUCAGAAUCAGGGCUCGAUGAUGCCUCCCCAAUCUUCGAAUGGAAAUAAUGAUUAUUACAAUGAGAGGUUUGAGAAUUUGCCCUACUUUGGAAGCAGCUCGGAAUCCAUGGAAAACACCUCGAUCGAUUCGCAGUCAAACGACAGGGAAUGGAACACGACGACGUCGUUUCAGGAUGAUGCUGAUGAUCUUCAGUCUGUGGCUUUCAGAUACAUUCACCAUUGAUGAUAUUAAUUAUGAUCUAUUUUGAUCUUCUUGAGAUGAUCGAUCAAUGUUGAUUUUAAUUAAUUUGGUUGGCUUCUUCUUCGUCAAUUAGGGCUUUUCGA